AUGUCUGAUAUAAGUGACAUUGAAGAAGAUCAGACUGCUCCUAUUGCUCCACCUGGAUUACCCGGUCAGUUCGACCCAAAGCGCCAUGCCCGAGAACAACAUAACGCCCUCGAAAGAAGACGUCGUGACAACAUAAAGGACAUGUACACGAGUCUCCGAGAAGUGGUUCCUGAUACAAAUGGAGAACGUGUUCAGGCUUCGAGGGCUGUAAUUUUGAAACGAGCAAUUGAAACAAUAGAGAAGGGUCAAUCAGAUAGUGCCGCUCUUUCGAUUGAAUUAGCUGCACAAGAAGCAAAGAAUCAACAUCUUAAAGAAGAGGGACAUUCUUCUCGUUCGGAAAAUGCCAAACGGAUCCUCCUCAUUCUCUCCGUAUGCUUCACCUUCUGA
Molecule: messenger RNA, 387 nt
Organism: Caenorhabditis briggsae
Lineage: Eukaryota; Metazoa; Nematoda; Chromadorea; Rhabditida; Rhabditidae
Gene: Cbr-mxl-1
Product: Protein CBR-MXL-1
Exons: 2
Coding region: 1-387 (128 amino acids)
Biological process (GO): positive regulation of transcription by RNA polymerase II
Cellular component (GO): RNA polymerase II transcription regulator complex
Molecular function (GO): DNA-binding transcription factor activity; protein dimerization activity
Source: RefSeq, a predicted model, not a curated record